Molecule: messenger RNA, 1580 nt
Organism: Sitodiplosis mosellana (orange wheat blossom midge)
Lineage: Eukaryota; Metazoa; Arthropoda; Insecta; Diptera; Cecidomyiidae
Product: BTB/POZ domain-containing protein 6-B-like
Exons: 2
Coding region: 133-1443 (436 amino acids)
Molecular function (GO): protein binding
Source: RefSeq, a predicted model, not a curated record
GUAUAUAUCAAACGUUCACUAGAAAUAUUCACAUAUUCAAGAUCAAAAUUAGUCUUUCGCUUGAAUAGAAGAUGCAAAAACGUGCUUUUUUCAAACGUCAAACCGAACGAUCACACUGAAAAAAUUUCAGAAAUGGUCUAUAUUUUGAAGAAUCACGCGAUUUCCAAAGUGAUUACAAAAUUGUAUCUCAACGAUGAAUUGGCCGAUGUACAUUUUGUGUUUGAUUUCACUGAUGCGAUCGAUAGAGUGCCGGCUAAUAAAGCAAUUUUAGCAGCUCUGAGCCCAGUGUUUUAUAAGAUGUUCUACGGCGAUUUGAAGGAAGGAUCCACUGUUAAAAUAGUCGACGCGAGUGUUGAAGCUUUUGAGGAAUUUCUUCAAUUUUUCUAUUUGGAUGAAAUAAGACUAAGGAUGGAAAACAUAGAAGCCGUUGCACGAUUGGCAGAUAAGUAUGACAUUCUGGAACAUGUCGAUGUGUGUGCAACAUUCCUCAAAAGCCAAUUGACGGUGAAUAACAUGUGUUGGGGCUAUCAAUUGGCUGUGUAUCUUCGAAAAAGGCCACUUAUUGCAUUCUGUGAAAAUGAAAUUAUAAGAUCAUCUAAGGAAAUAUUGGCAACAGAUGUGUUUCAACGGUGUGAAAAAGAUACUUUAAAGCGCAUCCUGCAACUCGACCUAACAUGCAACGAAGUUGAUUUAUUCAAUGCAUGUUUAUUGUGGGCCAAAAAGGCUUGCAUUGAAAACGAUCUGGAUGAACAUCGAGCGAAAAACAUACGGCUACAACUUGGCGACUGUUUUAAAUUUAUUCGAUUUGGAGCAAUGACAAUCGAAGAAUUCACCUCGAUUGCAAUGUCAAACCAUGGUCUUUUCACUCCAGAGGAGUUUCAGGAUACAAUUUUUGCAUUGACAUCAUCUAAUUAUAAGCCAAAGAUAUUCAAUCGAAACCCUCGAGGUUUCACAUGGAAUGAAGAGAAUGUAUUGACUUGCAAACGCAUUCGUGAAAACACCCAAUUAAAACAUGUAAUGGGCUCCGAAAUCAUCAGAUUUAAGUCGAAUCAAACUAUUCUGUUGGGAAAAAUUAUAUCUGCAACCACGUACCGAAUGGAAGCUGAUGAUCUACUGCGUCACAGCGAUGUGCAGCUCAUUAUUUGUGAAAUUGGUGAUCAUUCACAUCCGGAGAAAAUACAUUACGAUGGAGAUACGUCAAUAUCAUGGCUUAGUCAUAAGGCACACAUAGUUUUACCGCAACCAAUUUUGAUCAAGUCUAAAAGUGUGUAUGAAAUCCGAUUGAAAUUGCAAACGAGUAACGAGGCAAUGUAUGACUAUUCGUGGAAGCCAACCAUUGAAAUGGAAAAUGGUCUCAAAAUUGAGUUCCAACGAAGUCCAGCAGCAAUGUAUGAUACUUCUUCAUAUGGUUGGAUUUCCGAUUUUGCUAUCAAUACAGUUUAAUGUCGAUUCAAGAGAAUUUUCAAGUGCAACUAAGGAGAAAUUUAUUAUGAAUUCAACAGUGAAAAUUUAUUGUACCCAAUUGUAUCAAUAAAAGAAUAAAUUGCCUUUCAUCAAUAUGUUGUGUAUUUUUGUGCUAC